ACACAUUCGCAUGAACCCUCAUAUGCAUAUGGAAAUGUGUGUGCAAUAAAUUAGAGCAACGGCGCAACAACAAUUUGUGGGCGGUACGCGGACUUUAUCGCCUAGAACCUACAGUUUAUCCACCGUAUGAUCUUCUGGAUGUAUUUGAGCAGGUGUGAGAACUGAAGGCAAAUAUGUUGCAGCGUACGAAAUCGGCGAGGAAUCGAAAAAGUAGUGGCAGAUGCAGUGAUGGGGACUCAUCGGCUAAUGAGGCGCCAGUUUUUGCCUCAGUGCAUCGGGCGAGACACAAUGGGGCAGGCAGUACCUCGGCCGCUAGACGUGAUGGUCCACAAAAGGCUACAGCUUGUGGUGGCCAUCAGCAACGUCAAAGCUAUCAUCAGUAUCAGCAGCAACGUAAAUUACAACAUCAGCUGCAACAACAACAACAACAACAGCAGCAGCAGCAAUCAGUCGGCAAUGAAAACUCGAGUGCCGCACAAAAACUAGCCAAAACGACGCGUAAUUGGAACGAGCAACAACAGCAAUUGCAACAACCGAGCACCGUUGACACAGCACCGAAGCAAUCAAUUGCGGUGUCAAUGCCGCAACCAUUGGUGGCUGCCACUGCAGUGAACCAUGGCCGCCCGGCAAUGCAACAAAUCAAUGCAAAUGGUGGGCCACAACGCGAUGUAUCGCCGACGAAGGCGAGCCGUAUACCCUUACAACAACAGCAACACAACCAAGUGCAACCAAAUUUUAAUCAAAUAUCCAAAACCGCUACAAAUCUAUUGAAUGAUAUUUACGAACGGCAUCUCUUGAACCAGACGACGUUCCAGGCCGAGCAUAGCCAAGAAAGACCGCAUCAGUCACAACAACAACCACAGCAGCAGCAACAACAAGCGAAUAAGCUGCAGCAACAACCACAAUUACAGCCGAGGCAUCACCUACAGCAGCAUCGUUUCUUGGCUGCAAGGCAGGUGGGGCAGGAGGUGGAGCUUAAUUUUGCGAGCUCCUCGGCUCAGUACCAACAACAACAGCAGAGAAACCAGCAGCAUGCACAGCAAUCACCGCGCCAUUUUCUGUCUUUCGGCAAUCAGCAGGCACAGCAACACCAUUCUUUCGGAACCCAGGAAGGUGGCAACUCCGCGCUGGCAACAUUUGUGCCUAUACAUGGCAGCAACAAACAACAUGUUGCACAAAAGCCGGUACAUUUCUUAAAGUUGCCACCACCACCACCGCUAGCGGCACCACCUAGCAACGCAAGUGGCCAAAACGAGUCGGUUCCACCAAAAGAGUUCGGCUCCUACACAUCUUAUCAGCAACACUUCCAAUUCUCCGACGCGUAUGUUGAGCCUGUAGAUAGCCGUAAACACUUCCUCUUGCAAUCUGAUGCAGCUUCAACGGCCAAUCCGCCACUACCGCCCGCGCCACUCAAUCACGUCUACGAGACGAUCAAGGAGCGACCCCCAAUGCCGCCACCAAAAAAUGCGAAAACUGCCGAAGCUGGGGGUGAGGACGAAGCACCACCACUGCCACCAUCGAGGCAGUUGAGAAAGCGUUUGGUUGCCGCCGCCGCAAAGGUCGGUAGCAAUAAACGUACAACAACAACAGCGAAUACGAAUGGUAGUCAAAGCAAAAUGGAUGCAGGUCAGUUGGGCGGCAAUGGCAAGCUGAACAGAAAAUUAUUGCCCAUGCAACCGCCCGCAUACGUGGCGCCACCAGCUGCGGGUCCGGCAAAGCAAUCAAUACCAAAGCUGCCACCGCAGCAACAACAACAGUAUAAUCCGCAACAGCGCACGAAGGCGGACGGUGAGCAACGUCCUUACCUCUAUCAGCAGUUGCGCGAGCGUCAACAACAACAAGCGUCUGCGUUAAAGACAACUGCUCAGCGUCAGCCUCAACACCAUUUACAACAGCAACAACACCAACGUCCCAAUCACCCACAAGUGCGCGAGCAUCCUUUGGGUGCCCAUGCGGACCAACACGGCGCACAAAAGCUGCAGUCCCAAUCACAACAACAAGAAUUUACUAAUACCAACAACAGCCAACAAAAGCCUGUUGAAAAUAUGAUAACCCAAUCUGCAGUCGCAUUAACCACCACAAAAGCAACGGUGCAUGCCACCAGCACACCGUCCGCACCGCCGACGACAGCCAACUCAAACUCCAUCUGCGCAACGUCCAUUGAUGUUUCCGAUAGCUCGGUGGAGUUGAUGUUACAACAAGCCGGUUUGUUACAUUCGCAUGCUACCUCAUUAACGGCACACAGCGGCGGCGGUGGCGGCGGCGCCAACAAAGCUCCACAAACCGCUUAUAAUAAUAAUGCCAACCAUACUGGCGGCAUUGGCAACAACAACAGCAAUAACAUAUCCAAUUUGCAUCCAUCACGUCCAACUGCAUUGCCAAUCGUUUUCGAGGAGGAUACCGGCGAGUUCCAGGACGUGCUCGUACUCGAAGAGGAUGGCACGGCGAAACUACCGUAUCGACACGGUAAGAUCGAGGUGCGUUUGGAGACAGCGCAGGCGAUGGCCGCGGCUGCUUAUUAUGCCAGGUACGUUUAA
This is a messenger RNA of Bactrocera tryoni, 2537 nucleotides long. Its product is annotated as myb-like protein Q. The coding region runs from base 174 to 2537 and encodes 787 amino acids. The transcript has 3 exons. NCBI's taxonomy places the organism in Eukaryota, Metazoa, Arthropoda, Insecta, Diptera, Tephritidae. The record is from RefSeq and is a predicted model, not a curated record.